Molecule: messenger RNA, 867 nt
Organism: Boeremia exigua
Lineage: Eukaryota; Fungi; Ascomycota; Dothideomycetes; Pleosporales; Didymellaceae
Exons: 2
Coding region: 1-867 (288 amino acids)
Source: RefSeq, a predicted model, not a curated record
AUGGAGCGCCGCAACACUCUGCCCUCGGGAAUUGGCGGUAAGUACACAAGCAACGUCGACGACGCGAGCGGCCUCAGGGCCUUCUGCAGUGGGCACCCGCCCAAGCAAUCGUUCCUCGAGUCCGACAGCGCCUUCUACAAGGCCAGGCGUUCAACUCUGGCGGACAACCCAGAGUUGGAUGUCCAGCUGAAGGCCUCCAUGGUACAGUACAAGGCCGAGAGCUUCCUCCCGCUCAACUUCAAGUCAGUCCGUCUCAUCACACAAUAUCUCAACGGAUCGAAGCCUCUGGCUUACAUCCACGUCUUUUCGAGGCUGCUGAUCACUAGCGAAACGAAUGACGUUCGUGCGGGCCUGUUCAUCGCGGCUUUGGAGCGGAUUGGGCUGCACUGCAAGCACCUCGCCGUUCUCGCACCGUUCCACACCGUCGAGUUCAAGGACAUGUCGUAUAACGAAGCUGGCAGACACGGUGACUGGAGGAAGAUCCUGGAGUGUCUCCCCAACAUCCGCAAGAUCACCUUCGAAGACCAGAUCGAGCAGCCGACGCCCCUCAGACAGAGCACUUUCCACUCGCUGGUGUAUGCUCUCCCCAACACCUCGCUCGAGGAGUGUUUCGUCCUUGACUUUGACAUCUCGCCCAGCCUUCUCUUCGGGCUCCACUACGACUUUCACCGCCGAUACCUCCCAACCGCCGCGCCUCUCUCCCUGGGUAAAGUCUUCAAGCCGCUCACCAUGAUCGCCGGCGGUAUCAUCUAUGCAGACGGCACAGAGCCCUUCGGUUUGUCCGACGAUAAUGCUAUCUACGGCAGUGCAGACGACGAUGACCCUUUCUUCGGCAGCGUGAACGACGUUGACACGAUGGGUGGAUAG